Messenger RNA from Menidia menidia (Atlantic silverside), 1047 nucleotides. The record is from the annotation of a GenBank genome assembly. NCBI's taxonomy places the organism in Eukaryota, Metazoa, Chordata, Actinopteri, Atheriniformes, Atherinopsidae.
AUGUCAGUUUUCCUUCAUCUGCUGACACUGAUCCUAAUAGCGUCCAUAACAGCGACUUUGCAGGCCACAAAAACCAAAGACUUAAAAGGAGAUGACAUCAAUGUUUUCCUGACUAUGGCAUGGCAGGUUGCCGGCCACCUCCGUCCUAACUCCAGCUGCUAUGUCUGCGCUCUAAUGCCCUACACAGCUGCGGAGGGCUUACCUCUCAUGGCUUUACCCGCCUCGGACUGUGACACCUGUCACCUGAUGCAUAUUCACCUCGCUAACCCUUAUUCUCAUCCUGAUUGUCCCAACAUUAAAAUGAGACCCCUGGACUGUACCAACGGGCAUGGGAAUUGCAACAGGUGUGUCCAAAAACCAAAACCAGUUCCCAUAGUGAUAAUUCCACGGAAGUUUACUUGGUGUCUUGAGAAUGAUGGCCAGACGCCAGUAGGGUAUUCAGACUGCCUUAGUACAUUUAAAUGGAGUCCUGGACGAACCGGGACCGAGUGGAAAUCUCUGAAUUCUGCUCCUCACCAGUGUUUGGAGGCAGCGGGAGAGGCUCGGCUCAGUGCUUUAGCUCACCGCACUGCCAGCUGCUCCAUCUCCUCUCCUGUAGGCAUGUACUGGGUCUGUGGGAAUCUGGCAUACCCGUAUCUGCCGGCGGACUAUAAAGGCCGGUGCGGCUUGGCAUACGUUGUCCCGGCUAUGAGAGUGGCACACUCUCUGCCAAAGAAGCUGCCUGCUACCAGAGCCCGGCGAGGAGUUUCAGAUAUUUUUGGGACACGGUCCAUCUCUUUGGCCAGCUCCUCUUUCCUCAUCUCUGCUAUGGUCCUGGGCCCUUUCCUCUCUUUGGAGCCUGUCCUUGGGCUUGCCAUGCUCCACCACCUCCACUGCCAGGCUGCCACGAGGGGAAGCUGGCUCCUGUGCUUGGUUGCCAUCCCCCUGCAUGCUGAGGAGAUGGGGGAGGCCGUGAAGGAGAGCCCAUCGGUGGGAAAGAAGGAGUUGUUCCUGUUGGAGUGGUGGGCUUGCUGGAGAAGCCAGAACCUCCUGGCAAAAAAAAGGUAG